AUGAGGCAUCCUCGUAAAAAGAAAAACGUAGGUAAUCAAAAAUUUGAUAAAUACCUAAUAAUCAACAAUAUAAUGAUAACGGCAUUAGAAAAAAACGAUUUUUCGUCUCACGAGCAUCUUCAUUGAGUACCGCGAGUUUCUACUGUGCUGUUUACAUUUGCCGGGCUCUACUGUCGUAGUGUCGAACUCGACUCGUCUGUCUGUCCUGUUAGGUUACCACAGUGCCACCGUCUUGUGACUUGUAGUGUGUUGCUCACGUCGGACGUGUUAAUAGUGUCUUCGUCAGAAACAUGUUGUCAGUUGCCAGUUCAUUCGAAACCAUCCACAAGGGACAAAUUCUUUCAACAGAUAUUGAUUAUUACAAUAAAUAUGUUUGUACUAGUUCUACGGAUGGCGUUAUUCAAAUUAUCGAUAGUGACAAAUCAGACUUGUAUGCACCGGUGAUACAAUUACAAGAACAUGUUGGUCCUGUAUGGCAAGUAAGGUUUUCACAUCCAAAAUUUGGAUUUUUAGCUUCCUGUGGAUCAGAUUGUCAAUUAAUUAUACGUAAAACUAAUGACAAGGGUGAGUGGAAGGUUGUCUAUCAAUAUGAUGGACACAAAUCAUCAACGACUUCUAUAGAUUGGGCACCGUAUAAAUCUGGAGCAAUCAUAGCUUGUUCAAGUGUUGAUGGUACUAUUUCAAUUCAUGCACUAAAUAAUAAUGAUUGGUGUGUAUCAAAGAUCCCUAAUGCUCAUGUAAAUGGUGUUAACUGCAUCAGUUGGUCAAAUGAAUUAUUCAAUAAUAAUUUGCUGUUAGUUAGCGGAGGAAAUGAUAAUAAGAUCAAAAUAUGGCAAGGUCAAAUAGGUAUGUGGAACGUUAAGUAUGAAUCAGACAAUCAACUAUCUACUAUCAAAGACAUAAGUUGGAGUCCAACUCCUGGUCUGUACAAACAUGUAUUUGCUAGCUGUGCCUCGAAUGGUAGAGUAUUUGUAUGGGGAAGUGAUGAUUGUUUUGAUUGGGCACAAACAGAAAUUGACCCCGAUAACAUGCAAAAACAAAAAAUUAGUUUUUCUCGUUUUGGAACUGUGUUAUCUGUUACAAUGAACAGUUAUGCUGUACAACUUUGGAAACAGAUUGAUAAACAAACUUGGAUGUGUAUGGAUAAUAGUAUUGCAAACAGAAAAACUUUGGAUCGUCAAAACAAAAAUGUUAAUCAAGAUAUAUUUGCUUCUAUUGCUUAAUGGAUAGUAUUUUCAAUACAUUAAUUUUUAUUUGAAAAUUAAUGCAAUUUCAACAUGAUUUCUGACUGAAUUGACUAUGACUGCUGUUUUUAUAUAGUUAAAAAAAAUUGUAAUUUUAUGUUGAGUAAGAAAAUAAUAUUUUGAAUAAAUAUGUAUAGGUAUUUUAUAAGUUUAUUAAUUAAAAUACAAUGAUUGUUUUUGAUACAACUUGUUUAUUUUCAUUACAAUAAAUAUUAUAAUUAAUAUACAAUAUAAUAUAAUAUAAUGAAUAUUGAAAUACAACUCUUAAAAGUAUAAUUUUUUUAAUUAAAUUUAUCAUAUUAAUUUACAUGUUUUUAUAUUGAAAUUAAAAUAAUACUCAUGUUUAUAUAACUAAUAAUUUUUAUAAUAUAUGUCGUAAUCAGUCAAUAUUAAGAUAUUUAACUUAUUUUGAAUGUUUAAACUUGUUUUUAUAAAUAAAACAAGAUUUUAAAUUCUAGUACCUACCGAGUUUCAUAAUUAAUAAUCACUGAAUCAAUAGUACUUAUGGUCCCUUAAAUAUAAUUUAAUAGCCUAUUGUUGGUUUAUUAAAUUUUUGUGAAUCAUUUAAUGAUUUAAGUAAAUCAGUUUAGUAUACAAUCCAGCGUAAUCGUGAUAAACAACAUGGUAUGAUUGUAAAGAUCCAGAUUUAAUUCAAGUCCACGCAACAGCACGUCACUUGAUAACUCAUAUUAUUACCGUAUGCGGGUAUGCCACACUACGUAACGUGCCUACCAAAGGAUACUACAUAAACAACCGUAAAAAAAUUCCUAUCAUACUUUGUUAUUUAUAGCAUGAGCUUAAGUGUAGUAAGCAAUCUGUAAAUAAAACUAUUAUCAAUUGCACACUCUGGUAUAAUAUUAUGUUUGAGACUGAAAAGAAGUCGCCUGCUUCAAUUAAAUAAUAAUUUCCUAGUCAUGUGCUAUUGAAUUUUUAGGAAAAAUUUAGUCUAGUAUACAUAUUAUUGCUAAUUAAUAAUUUAUUAUAUUACUGCAUUUAAAAAUGUAUCACAUGUUUGAUACAAAUUUAACAAAUUGACUUAUUGCGCAUUAAACUUUUGGUUUUUAACAUACUGGCUACUGGAAUUUAGUAUGGAACAUCAAGAAAAGAAUAUACUACUAGGUAGUAUAGUAGUAUUAUAUUUUAUAGAACAUGCUAUGAGCCCAGGGUUGGACUAGGCCACCGGGGCAUGGCCCAGUGGGCUGCAGGCCGCUGUAAUUUUAGUUAAAUAAGACUACUUAAAUUUUUUUCCUUUUUAAUUUAAUACAUCUAUUUUCUAUUAUUAAAAUAAAAUAAAAAAUAUCGCACUGUAACGUGAUGUCACUAAUGGUAUGCGGUGACAUGGAAUUAGAUAACUAGUAGUUUGAAGAUUGAACAUAUUUAAUGUAAUAUUUAAUAAUAUUUACAGUUAUAAUGUUUUAUUUAAGUAUAGACUAUAUGUUUCAGCAUAUAAUAAUUUAUUUAUUGCAUAUACUAACAUUGUCUUAUACUCAAAUUGGACGGGAAAGAAGUUUUCAACUUAAACAUUUAUAAAAACUCGAUUAAGAAAUCGUUAGUUGAUGGAUAAUUUGGAUACUUGGAUGCUGAUGAAUUUAAACAUAUUUUAAUGUAUCUCUGUCAUUUGAAGACAUAACUAAUGAAGUUGUUCAACUAAGUUCAGUAUUAAAAAGUAUAUUAGUAGUAUAAAAUUAAUAAAUACACUUACAUUUUUUAAAAAUAUAUUUAUAUAUGUAUAAAGAAGCCAAGUACUAGAUAAAAAUGAAUUUAUGUUAUCUUUUGGAAAGUUAAGUUAAAUUUUUUUUUUGUGUAUUAAGAUAUUAAUUAUUACAUUUUUUUUAAUCAAAAUAAAAUAAAUAGGUCAUUAACUUACUAAAUAUUAUAUUAUGCGUAAAUUUGAUUUAUUCAAGGUAGGUAUAACAUUAAAUCUGAAAAUAUUCAAAUGUACCCAUGUAUAUAUUGUUUAUUGAGUUAUGAAGAUACAUUUUCAGUUAACAAACAUUUGAUUAGGAGGUACUUACUUAAAUAAAGUUUCAUUGAGGCCUUUCAAAAUUAUUUUGCUCGGGUCGUGCUAUAGACCUAGUUCAACCCUGUAUGAGCCUAUGUUCCAUAGUUUUGCACUCAGAAUACUUGAACACUUAUAUUAAUGACUAAUAACUAUAUCUACAUAUUAUGUCCACUGUCCAGUUAAGUAUCAUAUUAUAUUUGUUAUUACAAUACAAGAUUCUCAAGGAAGAAAUUGGAAUGUAACCGAUACGUAUCGGUUUAAUAUUGAGAGGUCAAGAAUUCAAAUAUGCGGUAUACAAGCAAACCGUAGAGAUCUGUAAUGGUCUAUGACAGAUAAUUACAAUAAUAAACAAACAAAUUUCAAUGUCAAAAACUGGUUUUGUAAAAAUAUUUUUAUUUUUUGUUGUUUUUUUUUAUUUUCUCGAUUAUCUUGUAAAGUAGGUUGGUAAAAUGUCUACUUCCAAAGUUAAAACUAGAUUCUAUUUACUACCAGAAAUAUCUCCCUUGAAAAUCUGAGAAUUUUUCCUUCUAUAAAAAGUGUUGUUAGACAUCUUAGUACAUUAUUUUUGUGUCUAUUAGGAAAAAAUAGUUACAAUACAGAAAAAAAUCAAAGUACCUACAUGUUACAUGUAAGUCAACAAUGAACGUAUUUAUUUUUAUCCUCUUAAUAUUAAAUAAUAUUAUGUGAUGUAAAAUUGUGCAUGUGUUAAUUUUUUACAACAAUACAGUGAUACACUGGUACCUAUUUAUUUGGAAAACUUUUUUUAUUUAUCAAUUUAUCCCUAUUACAGUUAUAAUUAUUUUUAAUAUUUUACACUAUAAAUACUGCAGUAUAUAUAUACUAACCUAUAUGGAUAUUAGUAUAUUAUGUAGGAGAAUUGAAGUUGGUAAAUGGUAAUAUUAUGUAUAGGUACUUGCAGCUUUUAAGUUUAAAUAUUAUAAGGAGCAUAAGAACUAGGGGCUUCCAUACUGAACAACACUUU
Messenger RNA from Metopolophium dirhodum (rose-grain aphid), 4228 nucleotides. RefSeq names its product protein SEC13 homolog. Lineage: Eukaryota; Metazoa; Arthropoda; Insecta; Hemiptera; Aphididae. The transcript has a single exon. Gene Ontology annotation, cellular component: nuclear pore outer ring; COPII vesicle coat. Gene Ontology annotation, molecular function: structural molecule activity; protein binding. Gene Ontology annotation, biological process: COPII-coated vesicle budding; protein import into nucleus. Bases 291 to 1223 code for a protein of 310 amino acids. The record is from RefSeq and is a predicted model, not a curated record.